AUAAUGAAACAGUUCAAGCUGCAUUUGCUGUGCUGCCUGCUAAUCGGAGUUAUAUGGACUGUCCGAGCAGACGGCACGCCUAAUUGGCAGCUGCCUACAGCGGAGGCAGUGCAGCACAGUCUGCAAAGCUGCCAGGCGCAAGCAGCUGGCGAGGCGGCAAACACGCUGAGAUGCCUGACAAAGCAGCUGGGUCUGUGGUCGGACGUCGAUGGCUUCAAGGCCAAACGCAUAGCUCACAUGUUUGCGGAGCGCCACCAGAUGGAGGAGCUAAUCGUGGUCAUCGACUACUGCAACAAUAGAGAGCAACGCAAGGAGCAGCCGGCACAGUGGGCCUAUGCGGCCUACAAGUGUGCGACAGCAGGCAGAUUUGGCCGGUGGGUCGAGGAAUACAUGAAUAAUAUCAAAUAA
Messenger RNA from Drosophila novamexicana, 408 nucleotides. RefSeq lists its product as uncharacterized. The coding region runs from base 4 to 408 and encodes 134 amino acids. The transcript has a single exon. Lineage: Eukaryota; Metazoa; Arthropoda; Insecta; Diptera; Drosophilidae. The record is from RefSeq and is a predicted model, not a curated record. Gene Ontology annotation, molecular function: odorant binding.